Messenger RNA from Schistocerca cancellata (South American locust), 1383 nucleotides. RefSeq lists its product as uncharacterized. Bases 7 to 435 code for a protein of 142 amino acids. Lineage: Eukaryota; Metazoa; Arthropoda; Insecta; Orthoptera; Acrididae. Gene Ontology annotation, biological process: septate junction assembly. The record is from RefSeq and is a predicted model, not a curated record. The transcript is spliced from 3 exons.
CCGGCCAUGUCGUUCACCACGUCCGUGCGCAUCGGCCUCAAGGUGCUGCAGCUGGUGCUGAGCAUGGUGUGCCAGGCGCUGGCGGUGCACACGCUGCCGGGGAACAUGUCGACGGGCGUGCUGCAGCACAUCACGUACGGCGGCUACAUCAUCAUCGUCACCGUCACCCUCAUCGGACUCUCCACCAACGAGCGCAUACCGCGCAAAAUCGACAUGGUCUACUCGCUGACUGGCGCCACGCUGCAGAUGGCCGCGGGCAGCAACCUGAUCGACAAGGUGCGCAGGAUCCACAGCUGGCCGCCGCUGUACUACAACGGCCGCGCCUGCGGACUCGCCUGCGGGUCGCUCGCCAUCAUCAACUCCGCCUUCUUCCUGAUCGACUUCAUCAUCCCCUUCUUCGACCUGGAUGACGACGAGGACGACUACUACUACUGAGCAGCAGCUGGUCGCUCUCAUGUGAACGGCCAGAUGCGCGCCGUUCCGGUCUCGGUCCCCGUGAGGUUAUCGUGGCAAACUGCCAACUCAACUGGAACAUCUAGUGUUAAGCUGAAAGUAUACAACUGUCAAUUAUUACCAAGCGAAAAUGUGCUUUAUUACCCUGCGUCUUUUUACAGACUAUUCCAGAAACAGUUCCUCGAAUGGUCCUCUCCACGAACAGGUCUUUCUCGACAAAAAAAUUGGAAUCACACGUGCUGAACUUGUAGCAUCGUGAAACGCUUGGUGACUUCCUAAAAGCAGAAAUUAAAAUCAAAGCACUAUUUACAUUUGGUGCCGACAGUUAAAGAUAACAAGAAAAUAAGUGAAAGCAGAAGAUAACUUAAAACUUACAAGAUUUGCUUAGCUAUCACAGACAGAACCGUUGAUAAAAAAUUAACGCAGAGACAGCUCCUAGCAUGAUGGCGUAGGCGCAUCCUUCUCGUUGUAGACGAACACACUCGCAGGAAAGCAGUUUCACGAAUAAGUUUCUAGGCGCAACCAAUGCUAACUAAAGCGCAUUUCAGUCCAACGACAAAUUUCAAGUGUGCGUUGAUGUUAGACCGCCUUCCGUCUUCUCUGAACAAUUUCAUUUACGUGAGGGUGCUGUUUCAAAAAACAGGCUGCGAAUCACUGUUCUGGCAAGAAAAAUUUAUUUGUACUUUUCGUUGGUCUUUCAAGCAUAACAUAAAAUAACGCCACUCGUUUUACAAACAAGCGUAACAAUAGCCGAUCAAAUAUGGUUACCAUUUAGAAGAAGAGUAAAAAAAAUUCUCAUACUAAAUUCCGGGAGUCUUUACGUGUAGAAUUCGACGGUCUACCGUGCUACUCAACACUGCCGACAUAAUAACGUAAAAAAACUGUUUUUUUUUCUCUUCUCGCAGGCCUUUUUACACACCUUUCAUUAUA